This is a messenger RNA of Gryllus bimaculatus (two-spotted cricket), 738 nucleotides long. The record is from the annotation of a GenBank genome assembly. NCBI's taxonomy places the organism in Eukaryota, Metazoa, Arthropoda, Insecta, Orthoptera, Gryllidae.
AUGCCCAACAAGAAGAACCGCAUCGUGGGCGGGCAGGAGACGCAGGUGAACCAGUACCCGUGGAUGGCCAAGCUCUUCUACCGCGGCCGGUUCUACUGCGCCGGCUCCCUCAUCAACUCCAAAUACGUGCUCACCGCCGCGCACUGCCUGCACGGGAUUCCAAUUCAGUACGUGGAUAGUUGCUUGAUCUAUACUCGUGGGCGGGCGGCGUGCGCAGGUCGCAACUUCACGGGCGCGCGCGCGGUGGCGGCCGGCUGGGGCACGACGUCGCAGGGCGGGGCCGUGUCGCCCGUGCUGCGCGAGGUGGAGGUGCCCGUGAUGAGCAACGACGAGUGCCGGCGCACGGGGUACGGCGCGCGCCGCAUCACCGACAACAUGCUCUGCGCCGGCUACCCCGAGGGACGCAAGGACUCCUGCCAGGGCGACAGCGGUGGCCCCCUGCACGUCCCCAUGGACAAGCUCAUGUGCAUUGCUGGUGUGGUGUCGUGGGGCGACGGCUGCGCGCGGCCCAACUACCCGGGCGUGUACACGCGCGUCAACCGCUACCUGAGCUGGCUCAAGGCACACACCAUCGACGCGUGCCCGUGCUCGCCUCCGGGCGGCGCCGCGCCCGCCCCCGCGCCCGCGCCCGGCGCCUACCCCGGCGCCUCCACCGCCCCGCCGCACGCCUACCCGCCCACCCCGGCGCCCGUCACCGAGAACACCGGCGAACGCCACCGCCACCGCCUCUUCGGCUGA